Molecule: messenger RNA, 671 nt
Organism: Galendromus occidentalis (western predatory mite)
Lineage: Eukaryota; Metazoa; Arthropoda; Arachnida; Mesostigmata; Phytoseiidae
Product: mRNA-capping enzyme-like
Exons: 1
Biological process (GO): 7-methylguanosine mRNA capping
Molecular function (GO): mRNA guanylyltransferase activity; ATP binding
Source: RefSeq, a predicted model, not a curated record
GAGCAACCUACAAGGUCACCUGGAAAUCGGAAGGUCUCCGCUGCCUGCUGCUGAUUACAAAUCCAGGCGUCGUGUACCUCUUGGACGAGCGGAACGAAGCCUACCGAGUUUCCGGCUUGACUUUCCCCUACUCGGGGAACACCUCGAAGCAGAUUUUCACAACGCUGCUCGACGGAGAACUCGUCUUCGACCAAGACGCGGGUAAAAGCAGACCGCGCUACCUCAUCCACGAUAUUCUGCAUUUCCGAUGCAGCGCAGUGCGGAAAAUGGACUUCAAUGUGCGGGAGCUUUGCAUCCAGAAAGAGAUCAUCGAAGCCAGGCGGCAAUCGGCGCAGGCUGGCGUCUUCAGUCCAGUGGACGAGCCUUUCUCCAUCCGGAAGAAGGAUUUCUUCCCGGUCAACAUGACUGGGGAGUUGCUCGCGCCGACUUUCAGAUCGCAGGUCCCGCACAGAGUUGACGGCGUCGUGUUCAAGCCGGUCUACAGGUCAUACGCGUCCGGAUGCGAGGACGGCAUGCUGGAUUGGACCUUCCCGCGCUCAAAUGUCGGGGACGCAUCGAUGUCGGAGAAAUCUCUCCUAGAGGCUGUUCGUCUCGCAGCUGCAAGAGGGUCGGCGCGACCAUCCCCAGCCAGCGAGGACGAAAGGCCCAGCAAGAGAAGUCGGAACAUUUGA